CGUCAACACUUGGGUUCUUUAUUCAAAAAUCAUAACAAGACUCACAAUGCCAUUCAUCGUUGAUAUUCACACCCAUGUCUAUCCUCAAUCCUACCUGGGCAUGCUCCGGGCCCGGAAAACCGUCCCCUACAUCCACGAUCCCUCGACGCCCGACGCUCCCCCGCGCCUUAUCAUUCUCUCCUCUGAUGAUGAUCCGUCGAUUCCUCUCGACCGGCGUGGUCGGCCAGUUGACUCUUCAUACUCCGAUAUCAACGCGAAGUUGGAGUUUAUGCGCCGGCAUGGGAUUAAUGUUAGCGUAAUUUCUCUCGCGAAUCCAUGGUUGGAUUUCCUCGAGCCCGAUCAAGCGCGGACUUGGGCUGAGCGGAUUAAUGAUGAUCUUGAUGUGAUGUGUGCAAAUGUCAAUAAAGAAAGUAAAGAAAAACUCUUCGCUUUUGGGGCACUUCCAUUAAGCGCUCCCAGCGCAGACAUUGUCGUCGGUGAGGUUGAAAGAUUAAAGACACUCCCACAUCUCCGGGGCGUCAUCAUGGGAACAUCAGGACUGGGAAGUGGCCUCGACGAUGAAAAGUUAGACCCCAUUUGGAACGCAUUGCAAAACACAGAUACCCUUCUUUUCUUGCAUCCCCACUACGGCCUCCCAGACGAGGCCUUCGGGGGGGCCGACACUAUUAAUCGGUACGGCCAUGUCCUUCCCCUCGCUUUAGGGUUUCCACUUGAAACCACUAUCGCCGUCACCCGGAUGCUGCUCGGAGGUGUAUUCGAUCGCUUUCCCAUGUUGAAGAUCCUACUUGCGCAUUCUGGAGGAACGCUUCCUUUCCUUGCUGGGCGGAUUGAGAGCUGUAUUCAGCAUGAGCGGAGAUUUGUUGGGAACGGUGGCGAUUUACCCGGGCCGCAAAGAAGUGUGUGGGAUGUUCUCAAUACGAAUAUUUAUCUUGAUGCUGUGGUGUAUGGCACGGCUGGGUUGAAGGCGGCUGUUGCGGCUAGUGGGAAGGAUCGUUUGUUAUUUGGAACCGAUCAUCCAUUCUUCCCUCCGCUUGAUUGCAAAGAGAAAGAGGUGUGGCCGAGCGUGGCAACGAACUAUGAAGCAAUUCAGGACGCGUUUGAUGCGGACGCUAAUGAUAUUGCCGCUGUUUUGGGAGGGAACGCAGCUCGUAUUCUGAAAAUAAACUAGGUAUAAAUUUAACCUGUGCUUCUCGUAGCCCUUUCACACAUUAGUGUAUAGGGACUGGGCAUGUAGGUGAAUCAUCAGAUCGUGAACAGAUUCAAUCACAUAAAUGGAAAUACAAAUAUAAGUAACAAAUGAGACAAACAGUCUAGGCCU
Molecule: messenger RNA, 1318 nt
Organism: Aspergillus ruber CBS 135680
Lineage: Eukaryota; Fungi; Ascomycota; Eurotiomycetes; Eurotiales; Aspergillaceae
Product: amidohydrolase family protein
Exons: 2
Coding region: 47-1168 (373 amino acids)
Biological process (GO): secondary metabolic process
Cellular component (GO): cytoplasm; cytosol
Molecular function (GO): hydrolase activity; carboxy-lyase activity
Source: RefSeq, a predicted model, not a curated record